Molecule: messenger RNA, 6061 nt
Organism: Syngnathoides biaculeatus (alligator pipefish)
Lineage: Eukaryota; Metazoa; Chordata; Actinopteri; Syngnathiformes; Syngnathidae
Gene: sema6d
Product: sema domain, transmembrane domain (TM), and cytoplasmic domain, (semaphorin) 6D, like
Exons: 20
Coding region: 190-3537 (1115 amino acids)
Biological process (GO): semaphorin-plexin signaling pathway; axon guidance; negative chemotaxis
Molecular function (GO): chemorepellent activity; semaphorin receptor binding
Source: RefSeq, a predicted model, not a curated record
UGCCGUGUCUGCUUAGUUUGUUUUUCCUCUCGGCCGGGAGAAGUUGGAGCGAGGCGCGAUAUAUUCGCCUCCUUUUUUUGGGGAGGGGGUGGGUGGGAGAGGAUUACUGCAUAUGGAUACACGAUAAUAAAACAUUCAGAUGAGGUAACAUCUCCACUAGUGUGAAACAGGAAGUGUACGUGAGCAGCCAUGGGCCAGAGAGCCGCGCUUCUGCUCAGUGAGCUGCCGCUGCUGCUGCUGCUGCCGCUGCUGCUGGUGCUAACAGCCUCACGCACUCUCCUCGCAGUCAGCUUCCCCGAGGACAUUGCACCCCUGGAUGUCGUCGACGCUCACUUUGCCCGGAGGUACCCCGUGUUCAGAGGCCGGCCCUCUGGUAACGAGUCGCAGCAUCGCCUCGACUUUCAGCUGAUGACCAAGAUACAAGACACGCUCUUCAUCGCUGGCAGAGAUCAGGUGUACCUUGUAAGUUUGAGAGAAUCCUACAGGAAUGAGAUCAUCCCUUACAGGAAGCUGACAUGGCGAUCAGGCCAGGCUGACAGAGAGAUGUGCGCUGUCAAGGGAAAACACAGAGAUGAGUGCCAUAACUUCAUCAAAGUGCUGGUUCCCAGAAAUGACGACCUGGUCUUCAUCUGUGGCACCAACGGCUUUAACCCCAUGUGCAGAUACUACAGGCUGGAUAACCUCGAGUUGGAUGGUGAAGAGAUCAACGGGCUGGCACGGUGCCCAUUUGACUCCAAGCAAACCAACGUUGCCCUUUUUGCAGAGGGGAAGCUGUAUUCCGCCACGGUGGCUGACUUUCAGGCCAGCGAUUCUGUCAUUUAUCGGAGCAUGGGUGAUGGAUCCGCCCUGAGGACCAUCAAAUACGACUCCAAGUGGCUUAAAGAACCUCAUUUCCUGCACGCAGCCGAGUAUGGGAAUUAUGUGUACUUUUUCUACCGAGAGAUUGCGGUGGAGCACAGCAAUCUGGGAAAGGUGGUCUACUCUCGCGUCGCCCGGAUCUGCAAAAACGACAUUGGCGGGUCUCAGCGCGUCCUAGAGAAACAUUGGACAUCUUUUGUGAAGGCCAGGCUGAACUGCUCCGUGCCGGGGGACUCCUUCUUCUACUUUGACGUGCUUCAAUCCAUCACUGACAUCAUCAACAUCAACGGCGUCCCGUCCGUCGUGGGUGUGUUCACCACUCAGAUGAACAGUAUUCCCGGAUCAGCAGUGUGCGCCUUUUCCAUGGCCGACAUCGAGAAAGUCUUCCGCGGUCGAUUUAAAGAGCAGAAGACUGCCGACUCCAUAUGGACGCCGUUUCCGGAAGAGAAGCUACCCAAACCUCGACCCGGGUGCUGCGCUGGUUACGGUCCAGCGGCAUCCUUUAAGAGCUCCAUCGAGUUCCCGGACGAAACCCUGCAGUUUAUCAAGUCCCACCCUCUGAUGGACACAGCUGUGCCUUCCACCGGGGAUGAGCCCUGGUACACAAAGACCCGUGUCAGGUACAGACUGACGGCGCUGGCUGUGGACAAUGAAGCAGGCCCGCACAAGAACUACACUGUGGUAUUCAUUGGUUCCGAAUCAGGGGUCGUCCUCAAGGUUUUGGCAAAGACCUCGUCCAUGUCCCUGAACGACAGUCUACUUCUGGAGGAAAUCGACGUCUUCAACAAGGCCAAGUGCCUGUCUAACCACGACGAUGAUAAGCGCGUCCUGUCGCUACACGUGGAUAAAGACGCACACAGCCUGUACGUUGCCUUUUCGAGCUGCGUCAUUCGGAUUCCCCUGAGUCGCUGUGAAAGGCAUUCUUCUUGCCAGAAAUCCUGCAUCGCGUUACGUGAUCCCUAUUGUGGAUGGAUGCCUCAAGGAGUCUGCGAGAGGAUACAGCCCGGUCUUUUGACGGGCUAUGAGCAGGAUAUUGAAUUAGGGAACACUGGCCAUUUGGGAGACUGUCAGGCAUUUUUGGGCACUACAUCAGCGCCAGAUUACAAAUCAUUUGGCGACCCUACCUCUGACAUGGAGUUUUCAUCAGCACCAGUCACUGUCCUGCCCAGUGGGCCCAUACCUCCCCCAGUACUCAUUCCCACUCAGAGCCCCAGCACUGGGCCCGGUCCAGAGCUCUUCGGCUCGGGCUUUGUGCUGCAGGAUGAUCCGGCCACCUCUCAUUCUUUAGACUCUCUCCCGGGGGGGCAAGAGGGCGUGUGGGAUAUCCAAGCAAGUGAAACCAGCCAGAUGGUCCACAUGAACAUCCUGAUCACCUGCGUGUUUGGCGCUUUCCUCAUGGGGGCCCUGCUCGCCGGCCUGAUUGUCUUCUGCAAUCGCGAAUCAUUCAUGCGAAAGCAAAGGCGCGUCCACAAGGAUGCAGAAUCCGCUCCAUCCUGCUCGGACUCCGCUGGAAGCUUCGUCAAGCUCAACGGCCUCUUCGACAGUCCCGUAAAGGAAUACCAGACCAAUGUUGAUUCUCCUAAGCUGUACACCAACCUGCUGAAUAAAGACCUGAAAACGCCCAAUGGUGACACCAAGACCAUGAUCCUCCGUGACGGCUGCGCGCCCCCUGAGUUGGCCGCUCUGCCAACACCCGAGUCCACUCCUGUUCUUCAGCAGAAAGGCUUGCAGCCCAUUAAAAACCAGUGGGAGAGGGACCACAGGAAGGUCAGCGGUCCCCGCAAGGAAUCCAACUCGACAUCCAAGAGUUCUCAGCUUCUCCUGCCUUCGCCCGGUCCACCCAAAUCCAACUCCCACCACCCUCACCUGGCCCUGGGACAUUCUCACAUUCCCAGCGCUGUUGUCCUUCCCAAUGCCACACACGACCACCCAUAUCAUGACAGUGGAGACGAUACUUUACCACAUCCUUCUGAGAAGAAGCUCAAGAAUCCAGACUCAAAGGGAAGUAGGAAAGACCAAAAGCGGUCGGUGGAUGCGAGGAAUACCCUAAAUGACCUUUUAAAACAUCUCAAUGACUCUGUGGCCAACCCUAAGGCCAUUCUUCACGAGGGAUCAGCGCCUCGCCCUCGACAACACCUCACACUGGAACCCAUGGAGGAACUGACGGAACUACCUCCCCGGGUGCCGAGUCGCGAGGCCUCCUUGUACUCUCCUUCCUCCUCCCUGCCGAGGCACAGCCCCACCAAGAGGGUGGACGUCCCGUUGUCCACGACGCCCACCACGCCGACGGGCAGCCUAAGCAUGGGGGGGACCUUGGAGAGGCCCAGAGGAGGCUAUCAGCUCCAACGGAGUGCCUCGCACAGGCACUCCUUGUCCACCUCGCCGAAUGGGGUGACUAUGGGGGUAUCUGUGUCUCGCCAGCACAGUAUGAACAGAGGGGGUUACAUGCUCCCGACACCCCCUUCCAGACUCGAUUCCCACGUCGGAAUGAUGGGGGCCGGAAUGCACUCGCCGAACCCUCCCUCUUUAUCGCGACAAAGCAGCUACAGUGGGCACGGCUCGCUCCCGCGCACAGGACUUAAAAGGACCCCGUCGCUAAAGCCAGAUGUGCCCCCGAAACCUAAUGGCUUUUCGCCACAGACUCCACAGAUGCGAGUGGUCAAUAAGUACAGCUAUUAGAAGAGCCGCGGACACUUUGGCGUGAGCUCUUUGCCUUGACAAUAUAGCUUUGAGCCCAGAUGGCUUGGCUAUUGAUUGGGUUGACCCCAGUGUAAGUCUGUGGGUGUGGGUGUAUACCAAGCUGAGGUGUGUUCCCCUUUAAGCGAUAUGCACACCGACUCACACUUCAGUUAAAAGGGAAAAGAAAAAACAGACAUCACACAUGUGGCCAAAGAUACUGCUCUGAUGUUUUUCCAUUCUUUUGAUUUCCAUCCUGCUCGUCACGUAGGACAUCUGGGCGUUCGGUGUCGCCCGUUUUCAACGUCGACGUGCACGGAUUAGAACGCCAAAAGCAGCCGCCACAGAGUCCCGUCUGCGCGUGAGGUACCGGGUUUGGAAACAGUGGAAUACUUGAAGAAUGGCUCUCAUUUUUCACUGCCUUUAAGCACUGUCUUCCCAUUAAUGUGAACUGAGCAGAGAGGUGAGGCCACGCUUUUGUCAGAGAGCCGGUGGCAGGGCAACGGCGAGUAAACCUAAUACGCCAAUCAUUAGGUUCAAAUAAAACACAGACCGCAAGCAUACAGAAGAGUGCAAAUGACGACGCGUGUUUCCGUUGAGCGCGUUUGACAUCUGCGUAAGGCUGACGUGAAAGAAGCGGCGUGCAGUGGCGCAACACGCGUUAAGCCUCGGCACUCCCGGUGCACCUUAAAAAUCCAUCCGAGACCCAAGUCACUGUCUUGCUGAAACGUGGACGGCCUGAUUUUAAGCUGAGGUGAAACUGUUUUUUUUUUUGUGUCAUUUUUUUAAAAGUAUUUAAAAGGUGAAUAGGUUGUGCUACUUUUUAAAGAUGGUCACACUGGGUUAUAAACUGUUACAGGGACACUUAACUCACUGGGUUAUCAUCAAUGCAUUUGCUGCUACUGGUUUUCGACAUAGCCGUUUGUGUUUGACACAUUUUGUAGUUACCAGAUUGGGAUGACCCUAAUAUGGGUAUGCACAUCUUUUUUUUUUCUUCUUCUUCUUCUUUCAAAACAAAGAGUAGCCAACAGGUACUAUCUCAGCAACCAAACACACCGUUAAGACUGAUGAAUUAAUUCCAUGAUCUAACUGAUAUUCAUGUUCAGAGUCAUACUGCAGAGACUUUUCCUUAUAAAUGUAGCAGAACGCAUUAACGCCAGUGAGCCCCGUGCAUGCAUUUGGCAAUUUCUCCAACACUACAACUAAACAUUUCGUUCUCCCGCAGCCGUUACAUUGGUCACAUGACUGGAAUGACAUUGGAAUAGUAUGUGACCUUUUAAGAGCUCAUUCUACUUUUUUUUUUUCCCCGUUAAUUCCAUCGCCCACGUUAUCGUUCCAGCUUUCCCUGUUAGCGGCCAGUGUACAAUCAACACAAUAUUUACCAAUGUGUCCGGAGAAGUCAUGCUGGGAAUGACAAAGUUUGUGUAUAUACAUAAAAUACUAUAAAUAAGGAGUACGCAUAUUUUUAGGCAAGUGAACAUAAAUCUGUGCAUUGUGUGCCUUAUCCUCAAAAUUACCUACCGCAUACAGUAUAACAUUGGCAAUGUCGACAGUUCUCUCAUUGUCAUUUAUGAUUUAAAGCGUUUCAAUGGCCAAAAAGUGUUGAAAAUUAACUUCCGAAUUGUCGUGGAAGUGAUGCGGAAAACCGCUUGAACCACGUUCCACUUGUGAAUGGGUUACACACACAACCACACAAAAAUAAAUAAAGUUGAAAAAAAUGGCCAUUUCCGGUGUUGACUAUGUAUUAAUCGGCCACGUCGAGGUGCCGUGCUGUGAAUGUAUUUUUUUUUUUUUGACAGCGGGAUGUAGUCUGUUUCGACCUCGCACUGUGGUCCAGUCAGAUCCAUUCAGCACGUCCCGCCCCCAGCCCCUGCAUUAAUACGGCGUCCGCCCGAGAGCUGUUACCGUUCGGCUCGGUUGCGGUUACGCAGAAUCUCAAAUUCAAUUUAGUUUUUAUCGGCCAGUUGGGAUGACUUAACGGAAUUGGUUGAACCUCACACUCCAUACGGGUGACAUCUAUCACACCUGUUUAGCCCAAACCCACAUUUUGUUUACAAGUAAUGAUUGUAUGUAAAGACUUUUCCUUCCAGCCAGUCAUCUAAGCAGUAUUUGGGCUGUUUUUUUGUGGGUUUUUUUUUUUGGGGGGGGGGGGGGGUAACACCUGCAGACUGACAUACACGAACAUCGUUUCAACAAACACUGCUUAACUGCCUUGUACAUUGCAAUAUGAACUCUUUUUUUUUUCAGUUGCAAUCUAAAUUGAAGCCUUUAAAAUUGAGUAAGCUCUUCAUGUGCAGGAAAAGAAAAAGAAAAAAAAACGUUUUUGGUCAUGUCAUUUAGAUUUUAAUGCUGUGCAAGAUGGUGAUACAAGGCCAGCUGUAUAUAUUGGAUCUCCAGUGUCUUUGAGCGUGUAGAUAAUGUUUUAAAGAUGUACUGUGAAAGUGUAAAUAAUAAUGGUCUUUGUUUCAUAUUUUUUGUUGAUUUUUUUUUAACACGGCAUGUAUAGUUGAAAUAAAACAUUAUUGCA